AUGCUCAACGUGCUGCUCAUUUUCGACAAGGAAACGGCCGUCCAAAACGGAUCCUUCGACAUGUUUUGCCUUGUAUUCAAACUGAUGAUCACUAUUAACUUUAUCGGGUAAGUGCAAUUAUUCAACUAAUUCCUGCCUGAAAGUCAUGAAUAAAGAUUCAGGAUAUUGUACUACUUAAUGAACGUGUGCAUCGACUACCGUACUCGGACAAAAAUGAACAAUAUCCGACGGAUUCAUCAGUUCAUUUACUUAACUUGUCCAUUCAAUCACGCCGCGUGCAUUGUUCAAAAGCUUAUGAUAAUCUGGGAGUUCGACGGAGGUGAGUACUUUAUGAAGUCUGUAGAUUCUCUUGAUCUUUCAGGCUUCGACACUUCCACAACAACUUUCCAAGUCCUUCAGUUCGUCCGAUUAGUCACCAUAUUUGUCGGUAAGCUCUUCUUGCUCUUUUACUUUCUUCUUCAUCCUAUGUCUUUAUCCAUUCCAGUGUUCAUCUGUCUGCCCGCCUACGCAAUUGAACGUUUGUGUGCCACGUACUUCCACCGUGAUUACGAGGAAAAGGAGCGAUCCUACAUCGGCUACACGAUGGGCUUCCUCACAUAUCUAAUUUCCAUCGUUUCCGUCGUCCUCUGCCUUCAUUGUAAGUGAUGUCAGACUGUUUAACAUCAUCAGAAUUCGUUCAGAUUCUGCUACAUUCUACCCGCUCCUGGCGCUUGUUUUCUGUAAUAUCUUCAGCUACAUUGUAUGUUUCCCCGCCCUUGAAUUCUCUUAUUCAACUGUUUUGUAGGUGAACAUAAUCAACUACAAACUGAACCAAUACUACUACAAGUGCUCACUUCGCAAGAUUUGCACAUAUUCUCUGACGGAAAGGUAUCAGAUCUCAGAGAAUAUUCAGUUUGCCAAGGUGAGUAAUAAUUGGAGUUGUCUGAGCCCAUUGAGACGAGACAACAAGUUAGUCAUUGCGAGACUAGACACCAUUUCACUUCUUCCAGCUCUUCCACAUCUUCUCUCUCACCGUCGCUCUCUUCGCCACCGUCUGCUCUUUCCUCCUUCUUCUCUGCAGUUUUCCGUUCACUUCCUCUCAAAAGAACGUCUUCGUCGUCACCUUCGACGCACUUUUUCUUGUCUUCAUUCUCUACGCUCCUUACGUUCAUUACAAGUAUAAUUCCACGUGGCAACUCGAAUUCAAAAAGUGCAUGAAGCUCGUGAGUGCAAGCUAAUAAAGGACAUCUCUUUUGAUGCUUUGUUUCAGCACAAUUCCGAAGUGCAGUGCUCGAGUACUACGUCCGCAAAACCCAGUUUGCAGUUGAAGACGACGCUCGGCGAACGGAUGAACGUGGGCGGGAAGAAUGUGCAAACGGAUGUGUACUUCAGUCAAUUGGUCAAUUCGUGGAAUACGACUAAGCCUUCCGAGCCUUAA
Caenorhabditis sp. 36 PRJEB53466 is the source of this 1417-nucleotide messenger RNA. NCBI's taxonomy places the organism in Eukaryota, Metazoa, Nematoda, Chromadorea, Rhabditida, Rhabditidae. The record is from the annotation of a GenBank genome assembly.